This is a messenger RNA of Funneliformis caledonium, 215 nucleotides long. Lineage: Eukaryota; Fungi; Glomeromycota; Glomeromycetes; Glomerales; Glomeraceae. The record is from the annotation of a GenBank genome assembly.
UCAUUGAACAAGAAAAACAUAUUGCAAUCCUGCAUGCAGAGACGGAAGAACUACGAAAGUACAACAAAAUAAUGGUAGAAAAACUAAAUAUCGCUCUCAAAGCUAUCUCCAACAUUCAACAUAUAGUCCUUGACGAAAUACACCCCGUCCACAUAAUUCCAAUUCCUAAACUUAAUAUGCUCGACGCAAUCGACUCUUUAGAAGAUGGCACAGAG